GGCUUUGGAGCGGCUGGCCAGCCUCGUCGCUCUCCAUCAUCCUAUGCUCGUAACAGGCGAGAGUGCACGGGAACGGGAUAGAGGCUCAUACUAACGGAUUGAUCUGAAUAUUUUCAAGAUAUUGGACGGAACUGAUUUAGGGUCAACGGCAUGGUCGAGCGAACAGCAUUUCUGUUGUUAUGGGUGGCAACCUUGACGCUGACAUCGGAGCAGCGGAGGAUACGGGUGAGGCUAAAAUCAGGAGUGAAAAUAACGGAAUUCAGACCAAGGGUGCCAUCUGAUGACUCAGUGGCUCUGCUAGCGGAGCCCCAGGUAGCCAUGUUCUGUGGGAAGCUCAACAUGCACGUCAACGUCCAGAGUGGCAAGUGGGAGCCAGACCCCUCCGGCACCAAGAGCUGCAUCGGAACCAAGGAGGGCAUCCUGCAGUACUGCCAGGAGGUGUACCCUGAGCUCCAGAGCACAAACGUGGUGGAGGCCAAUCAGCCAGUCAGCAUCCAGAACUGGUGCAAGAAGGGACGCAAGCAGUGUCGCAGUCACACACACAUCGUGGUGCCCUACCGCUGCCUGGUUGGGGAGUUUGUGAGUGAUGCGUUGCUGGUUCCUGAUAAGUGCAAGUUCCUGCACCAGGAGAGAAUGGACAUGUGUGAGAGGCACCUGCACUGGCACACCGUGGCUAAAGAGUCCUGUGGAGACCGCACCAUGAAUCUCCAUGACUACGGCAUGCUGUUGCCAUGUGGCAUCGACCGUUUCCGAGGGGUGGAGUUUUUGUGUUGCCCGGCAGACACGCAUCGCGAGUCAGAGAGCGUCGAGCUGACUGAGUCUGACGUGUGGUGGGGCGGAGCCGAGACUGAAUACACCGAUAACGGCAUGCUUCACCAGGCGGAUCACGGGGCUGCCACCACUGAGGAUGAUGAGGAUGCCUUCGAUAGGGACGAGGACGGUGACGGUGAUGAGGAUGAAGAUGAUGUGACUGACAAACGGGACAGUGGUGAACGCACCUCCAACAUCGCCAUGACAACUACCACCACGACCACCACCGAGUCGGUUGAGGAAGUUGUCAGAGUGCCCACCAUGGCCCCUGCCCCCCCUGACGCAGUCUACCAUUACUUGGAGUCUACUGGAGACGACAACGAACACGCCGACUUCCAGAAGGCCAAGGAGAGUCUGGAGGCCAAGCACCGCGAGAGGAUGUCCCAGGUGAUGAGAGAGUGGGAGGAGGCAGAGAGGCAGGCCAGGAGUCUCCCUCACGCUGACAAGAAGGCUGUCAUUCAGCACUUCCAGGAGAAGGUGGAGGCCCUGGAGCAGGAGGCAGCAGGAGAGAGACAGCAGCUGGUUGAGACCCACAUUGCCUGGGUGGAGGCCCUGCUCAACAGCUGCCGUCGCAUGGCCCUGGAUAACUACCUUAGCGCCCUGCAGGCCAACCCACCCAGGCCUCGUCAGGUGCUGGGCCUUUUGAAGAAGUAUGUCCGUGCAGAGCAGAAGGACAGACAACACACCCUGAAACACUACGAACACGUCCGCAUGGUGGACCCCAAGAAGGCUGCUCAGAUCCGACCCCAGGUGAUGACCCACCUGCGUGUGAUUGACGAGAGGAUGAACCAAUCCCUGGGGCUGCUCUUCAAAGUGCCCAGCAUGGCCAACAAAAUCCAAGACCAAGUUUCAAUCCUGAUGCAGAGGGUUCAGUCAGAGCUGUCUCAGCAAGUCUCAUCUCUGCAGAGUGAUGAGAGGACUGAUGUCAGGGUGAGCUAUGGGAACGAUGCCGUGAUGCCUAACCAGGCCUACAGCUCUGCCCCUCUGGACCCUGGCAUGCGCCUGGACAGACUCGGCUUCACCCACCCAGAGAGUUUCAACCAACCCAACACCGACAACCAUGUGAGUGUUUCCUCAGUUAAAGCAGUUGAGCCUGUUGACGCUCGUCCACUUCCAGAUAGAGGUCUGCCCACUCGGCCUGUCUCUGCUCUGAGGCCUGAGGAGUUCCAUGAGGUGCGGAUGGAGAAAGGAGAGUGGCAAAGCGCCAGCUAUGGACUGCAUCAUCAAAAAUUGGUGUUCUUUGCUGAGGAUGUUGGCUCCAACAAAGGUGCCAUCAUUGGGCUGAUGGUGGGUGGGGUUGUCAUAGCGACAGUCAUCGUCAUCACUCUGAUCAUGCUGAGGAAGAAGCAGUACACCUCCAUCCAUCACGGGGUCAUCGAGGUGGAUGCUGCAGUGACCCCAGAGGAGCGACACCUGUCCAAGAUGCAGCAGAAUGGUUAUGAGAACCCCACCUACAAGUUCUUCGAACAGAUGCAGAACUAAGGAGCUACCCUUUGAUCCCUCACUGACCCUGAACCCUCCUUAACCCCUCACACCAAGGCCCCGUUGCAUUUUGAUCCCUAAACCCUUUUCCUCGCUCCUACUCUUAAUUUCAAUGGAUCUUAAAGGACUGGAUUGGUGAAACCAGUAUGACUGAAGCUCCACGUACAUCUAUUGGGUUAGAAAGAGCCGUGGUCAUAUUACUUAUAGCUACCCAGGGGUGGUGAAGGCAAAAUGGAACCAAGCCACACACUCACCAUCUCUUCCUCGUAGAGUGCAGCACAUCAACAUCCAUAGCUGCCAUUAGUCAGACAAGGGUAUCCUUCUUCACCUACACAUUUUUAGCCAAUCACAGGUGAGAUCCCAUAGCAUUUGUACAGAGUAGAGAAACACAUGGAUUUAUCUGUCCAUGUAUCUGUGGGUUGGCCCUCCCCCACAGUACAGCACUCACAUCUCUAAGAGGGCUAAACAGAGGCCUCAUAUACACCUGUAAUCUUCCUCCCUCUGAAGUACUCUCCUCUCCCCCUCCCUCCAUCUCUCCCACUGCCCCUCUCAGAUGACAGCUGUGCUGUUUUUGGUGAUGAUAUAACAGCUCUUAGUGCUAGUCUACCUUGAGCUCCUCUCUGCAGGAUUAUAUCCCAAGAGUUUCAGGUUUGUUUUUCAGGUAAAACAUAUAUACAAAAAAUAUAUAUAUAUGUCCUCAGAAAUAUGUAAAUGAAGAAAUAUUGAAUGUUUUUAUUUUGUGCAAAAUGUAUUGAAACAAGGCAGAAAAAAGCAGUAACUAUAUGUAGUGCAUGGUGAUAGAUGACAGAUAUACAUAGAGAACCUGUCUCCUGUCGUGGGGACUGGGCCUCACAUGUACACUUAGCAGGAUCGAACAUGUUACUGUCUUCUUUUAUCUUGUGAUAUGAAGAGAAAAAAAGGUUUUCAAAUCUGUUUUUUUUGUUGUCACCGAGACAUGCUUUAAACAGAAUCUGUGCUCUCCUUUGUUUUCUCCCCCCAUGCCUCAUUCUGUCUUAGCUGCAUGGGCUGAAUGCCCUAUAUGUAAUAUAAUAUGAAGUGUAAUAGUAUCUGACAGGAAGUCGAAUGUGUUACUGUUUGCGUUCUAUGCACUCAUUUAGAGUCAGAUGAUUUACUGGUAUUACUGCUCUGUUUAUCGGCACUCCCUGUCUGUUAACUGAUAUUCCAUGUCCAUAGAAUUGUGUUUCAGCUCCAUUCCUCAUUUUAUUCCAGAAAUCUUUCCCAUUCCUAUAUAAUCUGUGAAUAUCUAUGAAAAUAAUUUAUGGAACAGAAAUCAUUUAUAUUUUUCUCAGGCUUUCACUCAUUUUCUUUCUUUCCCUCUGUCCCAUAGACCCCCCCCCGCUCCCCAUCCCUUCUCUAUCACUCCCUCUCUCUGUCCCAUAGACCCACCCCCGCUCCCCAUCCCUUCUCUAUCACUCCCUCUCUCUGUCCCAUAGACCCCCCCCAACAGCCCUACUGUGGUCCUUCUGUAGCACAGUUGGUAGAGCAUGGCGCUUGUAACGCCAGGGUAUUGGGUUCGAUUCCCGGGACCACCCAUACGUAGAAUGUAUGCACACAUGACUGUAAGUCGCUUUGGAUAAAAGCGUCUGCUAAAUGGCAUAUAUAUAUAUACUCCCCAUCCCUUCUCUAUCACUCCCUCUCUCUGUCCCAUAGACCCCCCCCAACAGCCCUCCUCCCCAUCACUCCCUCUCUCUGUCCCAUAGACCCCCACAACAGCCCUGCUCCCCAUCCCUUCUCUAUCACACCCUCUCUCUGUCCCAUAGACCCCCCCAACAGCCCUGCUCCCCAUCCCUUCUCUAUCCCUCCCUCUCUCUGUCCCAUAGACCCCCCCCCCAACAGCCCUGCUCCCCAUCCCGUCUCUACCACUCCCUCUCUCUGUCCCAUAGACCCCCCCCCAACAGCUCUGCUCCCCAUCCCUUCUCUAUCACUCCCUCUCUCUGUCCCAUAGACCCCCCCAACAGCCCUGCUCCCCAUCCCUUCUCUACCACUCCCUCUCUCUGUCCCAUAGACCCCCCCCCCAACAGCUCUGCUCCCCAUCCCUUCUCUACCACUCCCUCUCUCUGUCCCAUAGACCCCCCCAACAGCUCUGCUCCCCAUCCCUUCUCUAUCACUCCCUCUCUCUGUCCCAUAGACCCCCAACAGCCCUGCUCCCCAUCCCUUCUCUACCACUCCCUCUCUCUUUGUGCUGUGUCGGCUUGGUGUGUGCACGGCGCUUUGGAGUUGGUGUGUAAGAGAAUUAGAUUAAGUAGAUAGAGAUGGGCAGGGAUUGAGUGUGAUAAAAAUUUGAAUGUACAAAUCUGACAUUCCCUGUCACCUUUUGUAUCAUCACUCUUCACACACACAUUCCCUCCAGUGUUUGAUACAUGUACCUAUGUGUUUCAUGGUGGAUAUCCCCAUUCUUGCUUGUCUUGUCAAAUCUCAAAGUCUCAGACCUCCUGAUUUUAAAAACAGAGGCUAAAGAAAUACUGACCUCAGACCAGUUUGAUGGUAAAAUUGAUCUCGGACCAAUGUGUGCGAGGCGAAAAACGGACCUGAGCCCAGAUUCACAAAACACAUAUUGUGCAAAAACCUAAGACAAAUAAGCUCCUAAGUGCAAUUCCUCAACAAUCAUAUUUUCUUACGAACAUCUAAUAUCUUCUUGCCAUUAAAAAAAAUAAGGUGUCUAGCUAGCCAUGGCAAAUGUGUUAGCAUAUUCCUUACUGAAAAUACUGUUGUAAAACAUGUUCUUGGAUUUAAAAUAAUCAAUACUGAAGCUUUCAGAUGAAGGUUGAGUGGAAUUAAAUAUGUUCAAUUGGUUUCAUGAGCUUUUUCUCUCACUGCCCUGAGUUUAGCUAUAUCUUGGAAUUAAGGACAUUCUUUUCAACAAUCUAAUUUAUUAAUGUUUUUCUCAAGGCAAAACUUAAGAAAUAGUGCAAUUGUUUUCCCCAAUAACCUUUGAAGAAUAGCAACUUGAUUUCCUUCUUAAAUCUAUAGUUAAGGAAAAAAUGCCAGUUAAGAAUACAUUUAAGGUUUUGUGAAUCUGGAUCCUGAUAUGGAGGACACAACGUCAAUGUUUAGAUCAGAUGUCAUUGUCUAUUAAGUAGUGUUUGUUACAUUUCUAUCUGCACCAUUCAGAAUGUUUCACCUCACUGAACACACCCCAGAUCUGGGAUCAGUAUUUAGAGGCAGUAGUAGAGACCAGACAUACCCCCUCCCAAAAUUAAGGUCAAACUACAGCCUCCAAUAGACAUGAAUGUGACAUUCAUAUUGUGCAAUUAUUCCACAGAUCUACACACACACAAACUGAAUCAGGUAAAUGUGUUGUCAAGGAUACUCGUGCCAUCUUUCAUUUGUUAAUUCUGACUUUCGUUGUACCUUUACAAAGCUUUCUACACACAUCCCAUAAAUAAAUAAUAAUGUUUUGUA
Molecule: messenger RNA, 5715 nt
Organism: Oncorhynchus keta (chum salmon)
Lineage: Eukaryota; Metazoa; Chordata; Actinopteri; Salmoniformes; Salmonidae
Product: amyloid-beta A4 protein-like
Exons: 18
Coding region: 151-2292 (713 amino acids)
Biological process (GO): axonogenesis; central nervous system development
Cellular component (GO): Golgi apparatus; early endosome; plasma membrane
Molecular function (GO): transition metal ion binding; heparin binding; signaling receptor binding
Source: RefSeq, a predicted model, not a curated record